This is a messenger RNA of Asterias rubens (European starfish), 2477 nucleotides long. RefSeq lists its product as uncharacterized. The record is from RefSeq and is a predicted model, not a curated record. The transcript has 4 exons. The coding region runs from base 120 to 2222 and encodes 700 amino acids. NCBI's taxonomy places the organism in Eukaryota, Metazoa, Echinodermata, Asteroidea, Forcipulatida, Asteriidae.
UAGGGUUAACUUCUUGUACAUUUGUGCCCCAUUGUGUUCUUCUUUUGUGUGAAGAUCCGUCAACAAACAGGAUGACCAGACAUUAAACUUUUCAGCGGAAUGGUCCUUCCGGAGAUGAAAUGAACGAUGAAAUGGAAUCUUUAAACACGAGUAACGACGGGGACGAUCCUCCGAAUUCAGAAGAAAAGCAAGUUGCUGAAGAGGGAAGAGCCAGUUACGAUGACACACAUGAGGAUAAAUCCACAACCUUAACGGAGGAUGAAACGGGAGACAGCAGUGAGAAAGAUUCUAAGAAGGAAGGUGAUGGAGAACUAAAGAAAGAUGAAACAAAAGAAGAGGACAAGCUCCUUGAAGAAUUGGAUGAUUUGGGAGUAAAAGAGCAGGAGUCACUGGAAGUGAUUAAAACGCAAGAUGAAGGAAAAGUAUCUUGCGAUACCAACAAGAAAGAACCCUCAAAGCCAACAAACGAUGAGAGUGAUGGAAACAUGUCUCAUACCAAACCAUCUGGAGUAAAAGAACAAGACUCACAAGAAGCGAUUAAAUCGCAAGACAAAGGAAACUUAACUUGCGAUACCACAACGGAAAAACCUUCAAGUGUUGUUUCAAAGCCAACUGAGAAUAAAAAAAUGUUUCAUACCAAAUCGUCGCAACCACAAACAAUAGCCGUCACUUCAACAUCGAUCAUCAUUGACCUAGGCACCCCUCAGGUCAUGGGCAAACCCCAGAGCAGAGAUGGUCACACACAGGGUGGGAAAUGGACUGGGGGAGUCGGUAACGGUUACAAACAAGGAGGAACAUGUAAGAGUGUGGAUUUUUCUUUCCCAGCCAACAUGGAUGAGGAAGUUGAUGCAGAGUUGGCGAGGGUCAUCAGUGCAUCAAAUGAUAACCAGUCGCUGUUUGAGUUUCACGAGUAUGGACGGGGGGCAACAACCAAUACACCAGUCACGGUGAUGACCGACUAUGCAGAAAGCUUUAGUCAAAUCCAAGGCAGAGGUCUCAACACACCUUCCAGAGAAAACCUUUAUGAGCAUGCACUGACCAUCAUGAAGAAACGAUGUCGCAGCAGUCGUACAGGAACAUCGAAUGUUCCAACUUUCUACCGUCCAAACACUCCCGACAAUAUCGUUGAGGAAAAUGGGACUGCUUUUCCUGUUCUGAGUCUGCCAGCGGUGGUUGCUAAUACUAAAGACCCACCAUUGGUGCGGAACCCAAACCGCUUGUUUUAUGUGGCGCAGAAACGACAGCACCCCAUAGCUCCAAUCAAGGCAUGGACUGGUUACCAUGGCAACGUAUACUUCCAGCCAAUGGUAUGCAAGAAGGCCGACUUCACUCCCUCAACGACCCCACGAGAAAACGCAUUGAAUGUCGCAACACGCAGAGUGUAUUCGAGACCAAUCAUGAACACGAAAAAACCGGACAACCAGCUUCCACAGUUACCGCAGUCCGAGUUUAGCGGUGAGGACGAUCCGCAAAGUAACACAGAUCCAUCCGUUGUCGCUACUGACAUCCAAUCCAUUCGCAGCCAGCAUACAGUAGCGCCCUCAAAUCGUGAGAAGUCGUUGUCACGUGCAGCCAGCACUGCCAAAUCACGCGCAAGCACGGCCCGUCAACUUGCGGUCUUGGACAAGCAGUCUGUUUUCAACACGAUGGAUUCUAACAUACGUGAAGACAUCCAAUGGAUCAGUGGUCUGGAAGCCAUGGGUACACUUCAUAUCGGUGGGUUAAAACGGCCGCGGUCGACCGCCCGGUUCUACAAGAACACGGAGAAGCACCAUAAGUUGAAAAUCCAGCGUGGACUCGUUAGUCACAAGCUCGCUGCUCACGAUCAGUCUCUCCCGACCCUCCUUGGAAUUCAUGGCGGACGACUCAAUGAUAGCGCCGAUGGUGUCGCCAAGACUAAACAUUUAGAAUCGCAGUACCAGGCGUGCAAAGGAUCCAAGCCAAACGAAGAUGACGACAACCAUGCAUACUCCCCCAAUAUCUUCGGCGGUUAUUCUGGACCUUUCACCUCGAUUGAACAACUGCGUAGGGACAGUGUUUCCAGCCCUAUAAAUAGAGGCAACAGUAAUACAAGCUCGGAGCAACUUUUGAAGAAUGAUUCACUACACUCUAUGACUUCUGCUUUUAAGAGUUGUGUGAAUACAGUGCCGCUGUACAGCAGCAAAGAAGUACUGUUUAGGAACAGAGAGGCAUUGUUUCUGACAAGACCUAACUACAAAUGAAAAAAAACUUCUCAAAUAGACCCAAUUUCAUGGCUCUGCUUACUGCCGAGUUAUGCGGCUUACUGUUGAAUUAUGCGCCUACGAUCACCAUUCUUCGCUUGCAGGGCAAGCACAGAGUGUCUGCGCUAGCUGUGUAAGCGAAAAAUGCCUAGUAGCGUGGAAUAUGAAUGCAAGUAACAGUUUCCCGCUAACCCGUGAAAUACGCUUGACGUAAGCACAGAAUUCCCCUCUUCCCCCCCACCCAAGCACCGAUUC